Anthonomus grandis grandis is the source of this 3870-nucleotide messenger RNA. It is a transcript of the gene Corin, whose product is annotated as atrial natriuretic peptide-converting enzyme. Gene Ontology annotation, molecular function: serine-type endopeptidase activity; protein binding. The record is from RefSeq and is a predicted model, not a curated record. NCBI's taxonomy places the organism in Eukaryota, Metazoa, Arthropoda, Insecta, Coleoptera, Curculionidae. Gene Ontology annotation, cellular component: membrane. The coding region runs from base 86 to 2971 and encodes 961 amino acids. The transcript has 15 exons. Gene Ontology annotation, biological process: proteolysis.
GUAGUGCACGUGCCGUAACGACUGAGUUUCACUCUACGUAACUACGAUAGAUUAGCAAGGAAUUUAAGGAAAUAAUGUAAGUACAAUGGUUGAUCGCCACAGGAACAGCUUUAGUCAAAUUGAGGGAUCCCACGCCUACCAAAGAUGGAAUAUUGGACAAAAAAAUAACGAACAGGAACAAACAUUGCACGAAUACUUAAAUCAGGAUAAGGACAGCGUACGCGCUUCCUUAUUCUUGGCUCCAAUUAAUGCUAGUAAUAUUUAUGCGCGCCGCCAUUCCGCUCACGCAUGUACUGCUAGUGAAGAUAGACGACUAACGAUAUCAACAAUACCACCUCCUAUCCCGGUACGACCACCUCCAGUUCCCAAACGAACCAUUCCUCCAAGACAAGCUACAGUCCCUGGGUCAGCUUCCCAAAAAACUCCUUCUCCAAAUCUAAAUGUUGGAUUAGCUAAAUGUAAAAAAUCAGCUAAACCUCCGCCUUUACCUCCCACUCCAAAAAGUAGAGCUCCACCCUUCAAUCAACUACUUCCGAGCCAGAAGCCAGGUCUACCAACGACAUCUGAACAACCAUAUGAAUCAUGUCAAAACCCCAAUGAGAAUCGAAAUAUACAUCAUAAUAAUAAAACAAAUUUUGAUUUUGAUAACAUAAAAAAAAAUGGAGGGAUUCAAAUCAAACAAGACAACAACAAUAAACCGCCUACUCCGAGUAGAAAGACUAAACCGAGUCAACAGACUCGAACAAUGAGACAAGAUUCUGGUAUAUCUACGGAUAGUUUUAGCCAAAAUUCUUCACCCAGCUAUACAACUAAGAGUAUGGAGACUCCACUAAUUCCUCCAAAACCAUCAACGAAGAGUCAAAAUGGUAAAAUCAUUAAUAAAUCCAAAGAUAUAAAUAGUUUAAAAAGUCCUAUAGAAGAAAAUAAUGGAUUAACGAAAAGUGUCUCUACACCAGUAGGAUUACAGGCUGUUGUUAGAUUUCAUAACGAAUCUACAAUGUCAGUGCAUCACAAGAUUCUUAAAGAAUCAAGAAGACCCUCAGAAAGUUACAAUAAUAGGUUUUUCUUAAGAUUUAGGUUUAUACAACUAAUAGUUAAUGCAUUAGCUUUAAUUGCAAUUGGUGCAGGAAUGACUGUAUAUUUUAAAGCCUUUCCAACAAAUACAGUGACAAUAGUAAACAAAACAAUAAACGUAACUGCCCUACCAGUGAUAAUAGAAAAAAAAAGUGACAAUCCAGCUCCUGGAAUUUGUCUUCCCGUGAUUGUAAAAUUUUGCAAACAACACAAAUUACCAUACAACUAUACAAUUUACCCAAAUUACGUUGGUCAUUUUGGUCAAAGGGAUGCACAAAUAGAUCUAGAAAUAUACGAUGCUAUUGUUGAUGUAAGAUGUUACGAGCUGGCUGCACUGUUUUUAUGUACGAUAUUUGUUCCAAAAUGUGGACCUAAUGGAGUGUUGGUCAGACCAUGCAGAGGAAUGUGCUUAGAAACAAAAAGGCGGUGUGGAUUCUUCUUAGACGUCUUUGGGCUAACGUUGCCAAAAUAUCUAGAGUGUGACCUAUUUCCGGAGUCACCCGAUCCUAACGUUUGUAUUGGACAAGCAGAAGUGAAAGCGGUCAAAAUCCGAGAAUCUAAACCAAUUUGCCCUCAUGGAUUUCAGUGCGAUAUAAAAAGAUGUAUUCCAAUGGAUUGGCAUUGUGAUGGUCAUGUCGAUUGCAAGGAUCAAUCCGAUGAACUAAAUUGCAAAAAAUGUGAAUCUGAUAUGAUACAUUGCGGUUUCGAUAAGUGCAUUAAUCAAGGGCAUAUGUGCGAUGGAAAAGUUGAUUGUCCUUGGGGACAAGAUGAGAGAAACUGCUUGCGACUAAGUGAUGAAAAUGGCGAUGAAGGAAAAGGAAUAUUAGAAGUUUUUCGUCCUGAUCAGAAAAAAUGGGCACCAGCUUGCGUAACUCAGUGGGAUGAUCAUUUAUCAAAAAAUGUUUGCUUUCUGCUGGGAUAUAAAAAUUCAAACGUGAGUACACUAAUCAAUAACUCUGUCGAUAUAAUUGGAGCUGAAGCAAGAUAUCAUGUGAAAGAAGAUUUAAGGCCUCGGGAGUUCAACCUAAUUAGAGAAUUUGCUUCAUGUAAUGGAACCAAUUACCAAACAGUACACUUACAUUGCACCGAAUAUAUUUGCGGAAAAGCUCGAAAAAGAUACGCAGAAAGAAGGAGGGUUCCAAGAAUUGUUGGGGGUUUUGCAUCUAAGCCCGGGGAUUGGCCCUUUCUAGCAGCGCUGCUUGGAGGACCGGAAGAAGUAUUUUAUUGUGCUGGAGUUCUUAUUGCUGACCAAUGGGUACUUACCGCAUCCCAUUGCGUUGGAAACCAUUCCGAUGUCAAUGGAUGGACUAUUCAACUAGGUAUUACUAGAAGACAUGCACAUUCCUUCUAUGGUCAGAAAAUGAAGGUUAAACGGGUAGUACCACAUCCUCAUUACAAUCAAGGAUUUGCACACGAUAAUGAUGUUGCUCUAUUUCAGCUUGCUCAUAGAGUUACUUAUCAUGAGCAUCUACUGCCAGUUUGCUUACCAAAACCAACUCAGACUUUAGAACCUGGAACAAUAUGUACAGUGAUUGGUUGGGGUAAACGAGAAGAUACUGGAGGGUCAGAAUACGAACCGGAAAUAAAUGAGGUCGAAGUGCCAGUUCUAGACCGAAAUUUGUGCAAUGUCUGGCUGGAGCAUCGGGAACUGAACGUAACAGAUGGAAUGAUAUGUGCGGGCUACAAGGAGGGUGGUAAGGAUGCAUGCCAGGGUGACUCAGGAGGUCCUUUAUUAUGCAGGGAACAUAAAAAUUCAGAUAGCUGGUUCGUUGGAGGUAUAGUAAGUUGGGGUAUAAAAUGUGCACACCCUCACUUACCAGGUGUUUACGCUUAUGUGCCCAAAUAUAUCGACUGGAUACAUAGUCAAGUAGAAAAAUAUUCAGAACUGAAUGACUAAUUUAUUGAAAUUUGACAAUAAGAUAUAAUGGAAUGAUUGGUACAAAUUAUACAAGCACCAUGGUUUUCUGUGGCUUUUUAUAACAAAAAAAAGUUUGUAAAGAAAAAAGUGUUUUUAUCAAUGUACUGUGGUCCUAUUACUUUACAUAAAUAUGUGUUUUACAGUUAGACAGAGUUUUAGAUUACAUUUUAGAAAAGACUUUCGAAUAACCGGCAAUUUGUAGCUGGUAUAUCGAAGACUGCACGUUGCAAAAUAUGACUUUGGCAGGGAUAAUUUAUACAGGGUGACUUUAAAACACUAUUUUUUAGAUUUAUGCGCAGUCAUUGCUUUUAUGAUUUGGUAUAAAAAGUAUAUUCUAAACUAUAAUUGUUUCGUAAUGCAUAUCAAAAAACAUUUUAAGAAAAAAAUGCAUAUCAAAAAAUGUUUUUUCUUUAUUGACAAGAAUAUUAUUUUAAUAGUGGAACUAAUAGAAUCUUUUAAAAAAUACCAUGUUGAAUACUACAAUUUUUAAGAGCGCCCUGUAAAGACCCUAAUUGGACUAGGGCUACGCACAAUAAAUGUAGUUUGACCCCAAAAUAGUGAUAUCUUGUGACAAUUUAUUAGUGUUCGAGCGGACCGCCAUCAAUGUGAUCUCUGAUUUAUACUAUUUUAUUAUACAAUCCUUGUGAAUCAUUUUUUGCAUUUGUCCUACACACUUUUUCUGUGGAAAUAAAAUAUAUAAACACUUACGGCAUUUUAUAUUUUCUCAGAAAUAUUUUGGGUAUCUUUCGUAUAUUCAUACAAAUGAAUAUCAGUCCAACUUUAAACAACAGCAAAACAUUAUAAAGUAAUGCAGUCCUUCCAAUAUCCAAACUAUAUACAGAGCGUUUAUUCAACGGUAUACUAAAUGCAGGUAUUUA